AUGUCUCCGAGCCAGAUCACGGGAAAUGAAGGCGCAGUGGUCGAUUUGAGCCAGUCAAUGAUACACGAGGGAGCUCGAGAAAUGGAGGAUACGACAAAGUAUGUCAAGUUCUCAGGAGUGGUCUUGAUCUCAAUCGCAUUGUGCUUGGCCACCUUUUGCGUAGCAGUGGACAAUACGAUAACUUCGACCGCUGUCGCUCGAAUUACCCACGAGUUCCAUAGUAUUGAAGAUGUGGGUUGGUAUGCAUCAAUCUACCCAUUGAUGUCCUGCGCAUUUCAACCGUCCUACGGCAAGAUCUAUACAAUCUUCUCCAGCAAACUCGUCUUCAUAGCAUCGUUGCUAGUAUUCGAGAUUGGAAGCGUUGUAUGUGCCACUGCACCGACUUCUCAUGUCUUCAUUCUUGGUCGGGCAAUAGCAGGUGUGGGAUCUGCUGGCAUACAAGCAGGUACUACACUCAUUCUCGCUGAGUGCGUUUCGCUACGCCAGCGAUGGACUUGGAACAGCAUCAUUGGUAGUAUUUUUGCAGUCGGGAGCGUAGCUGGACCUUUACUAGGGGGAGCCUUCUCGGGUUCAACUACAUGGCGUUGGUGCUUCUACAUCAAUCUUCCAAUCGGAGGCGCUGUCAUGAUUUUCAUCGCCCUUUUCUACGAUGGUAGUCGCGGCGGUAAGAGAGCAUUUCAAUCGACUGGGUUUCGCAGCCAAAUCGCCCGGUUCGACUUGGCUGGUACUUUCAUCUUCAUGUCAGCAACAAUUUGUCUUCUCUUGGCAAUCUCAUGGGGUGGGACCACAUAUGCAUGGAGCAAUUUUCGUAUCAUAGCCCUACUAACAAUCGCUGGUGUCCUCUUUUGUUCCUUUUUCGGCGUCGAAUACUUGAGGAAAGAUAGCGCCAUUAUACCUUUACGCUUACUACGAAGGCGGAGCAUAGUAGCAGCGGUCUGGUUUGGAAUCUGUCUAGGAGGGGUAUUCUUUGUCAAUGUAUUCUACAUACCGCUUUGGUUUCAAAUUGUGGACGGCGUCUCUGUCAUCAAAUCCUCAAUUCUUUUCAAACCAUUCAUGAUCAGUGUCGUCGGUGGAUUUAUGUUCGCAGGCUUUGGGACCGCUGCAACUGGAUAUUACACACCUUUCGUUUACGCUGCUUCAAUUCUCAUGUCGAUAGGUACUGGCCUUCUGAUGACUGUUCAGCCUCAGCACACCUCGCGAGCAAAAUGGGUCGGAUUUCAGAUACUAUGCGGAGCCGGAAUCGGCCUGGGAGAAGAGCAAGGACUAUACAUGGUGCAGACGACACUCCCGGAAGAUGACGUGGCAACUGGUAUCGGCAUUGUCUUAUUCGCGCAGACUUUUGGCGGAGCCUUGUUUGUGUCAGUUGCCCAGGCAGUCUUCCUGGAAAAUAUCGGCAAGGCCCUGAAAACACUGGCCCCGGACCUGGAUCCUCACUCUGUUCUGGACGGGCAAUCGACGGUCCUUUCGAGCUCUUCUACUCCUCAGGUAUCAGCAGAAUUGCAGGCCGUCUAUGGAGUCGCGAUUAAAGAAGCUCUCGGUGUUGGUCUCAUAUUAGCAACGGUAUCGAGUGUAGGCGCCGUGCUGUACGAUUGGAAAAGUUUGAAGACUAGGCGUAAUGAUGGAAGCGAUGAACGUAGCAGAAACCAUGAACUGGAUUAA
Sclerotinia borealis F-4128 is the source of this 1659-nucleotide messenger RNA. Lineage: Eukaryota; Fungi; Ascomycota; Leotiomycetes; Helotiales; Sclerotiniaceae. The record is from the annotation of a GenBank genome assembly.